Messenger RNA from Elgaria multicarinata webbii, 2308 nucleotides. It is a transcript of the gene ERI3, whose product is annotated as ERI1 exoribonuclease family member 3. Gene Ontology annotation, biological process: exonucleolytic trimming to generate mature 3'-end of 5.8S rRNA from tricistronic rRNA transcript (SSU-rRNA, 5.8S rRNA, LSU-rRNA). The transcript is spliced from 8 exons. The record is from RefSeq and is a predicted model, not a curated record. NCBI's taxonomy places the organism in Eukaryota, Metazoa, Chordata, Lepidosauria, Squamata, Anguidae. Gene Ontology annotation, molecular function: 3'-5'-RNA exonuclease activity; nucleic acid binding. The coding region runs from base 1 to 942 and encodes 313 amino acids.
AUGCCACAGGAGAGAGCGGCGCGCGAUAAAUUUACGCUACGCAUGUCCAAAUCCAGGAAGCCCGCCCUAUGGGGCGGGAACUGCAGUUGUGGUUGGUUGGUACUACUGUCGUUUAGAGUGAGUUCGAGGGUCAGAGGGCGCGAAGUUCCAGAUGCUGCUAGGUGUUCGAUGGUAGCACUUGUCCGUACCACAGCAGAAAGGCUUUUCCUCGGGUUACUCCCAAGAUCGAGGAAUACUCUGCAUUCCCUUCAGUUGUUAGGUGUUUUCCAGGGGUACGGCUCCACUACAACCGGAAAACUGGCGUCUCACGGCUUUGCUUCCAUGGCAGCGAUGUCAUCCUUUCCCCCACAGAGAUAUCACCAUUUCCUAGUGCUGGAUUUUGAGGCCACGUGCGACAAGCCACAGAUCCAUCCCCAGGAGAUCAUUGAGUUCCCCAUUCUGAAGCUAAAUGGCCGGACAAUGGAAAUUGAAUCCACCUUCCACAUGUAUGUGCAGCCGAUGGUCCACCCACAGCUUACACCAUUCUGCACGGAGCUGACUGGAAUAAUUCAAGCCAUGGUGGAUGGGCAACCCACUCUCCAGCAAGUGCUUGAGAGGGUCGAGGAGUGGAUGGCAAAGGAAGGCCUCUUGGAUCCCAGUGUCAAGUCGAUUUUUGUAACCUGUGGAGACUGGGACUUGAAAGUAAUGUUACCUGGACAAUGCCAAUAUUUAGGGCUUCCAGUUGCUGAUUACUUCAAACAGUGGAUUAAUCUCAAAAAGGCAUACAGCUUUGCCAUGGGGAGCUGGCCAAAGAACGGACUCUUAGACAUGAACAAAGGCCUGAACCUACAGCACAUAGGAAGGCCUCACAGUGGGAUAGAUGACUGCAAGAACAUUGCCAACAUCAUGAAGACAUUGGCCCACAGAGGGUUCAUCUUCAAGCAGACCUCCAAGCCCUUUUGAUCUCCGGGGCCGGCCGGACAGGGCUGCAUGCGGCCGGCUCCUGCUACAUGGGCGUGAUGGGCUGGAGCGUUCGAACGACAGAAAGAGGACAGAGGAACGAGCAACCCCACGACUCCGUCAGUUUUGCUGUUCUGCCAGUAGAGGCUGUAUAUAUGGAACUGGAAUCUCUGUGUAGGCCUGACGUGACUCCCUCUCUGGGGCCGGCUGCCUGCCCAGCCUGGCCCAGCCUGCAGCCCCCUAGGGCGCUUGCUCCACAUGGUUAGAGACGUAGAUUGUUUUUCCUUUUGUUGGCUUCUGAUUUCCAUUGGCGUCUUUCUCUCUCUCUCUCUCUCUCUCUGCUCACAUUUGCGCCUGUAGCAAGACCGUGGCGCCAUGUUCAGGGCACAUGCCCGUAUUAUUUUGAGUACAAUAUCUCAACAGCUGCGGUCAAGCCCUUUUCCUGUGUGAAUCUGUUACUGUGUCUCCUGCGUGUCAGCUAAAUAUUGACUGAGCAGCAUCCAGACAGCCCCCUCUUUCUUCGGCAGCCUCUACCCCACUCCUCUGUUUUAAAUAAACACUAACCCUGCAACUCCUCCUGUAUGUGACUAAGGAAGCUCGGCUCUUUCUGUUCAAGGUAAAGUGCCUGUAUUCCCUGCCUACCAAGAGCCACCUCUCUCCCUGGGGCUUCAUUCAGCAGGGGCUGGAGCAUCCUGGUUGAUGCUCAUCGCCAUGUACAGCACCUCUUGCACCCUGGUCCCUUGCUCAUGGCUCAUGGCUCCUGAGAGUGUGGGGGGACCCUGCUGUGCACCCAUCCUGUGCUUGCACAUGGUCUCCACAUAGCAUACAGUCCAUUGCAGGCAGUGGACAUGCCCAUCACUGCUAGCUCAGCGGGAGGGCUGUGUUCCCAGCCUCAAUGUGCUGCAGUGACCUGCAAAUUUACUGAGAUUUCUGUCCCUUCCCCUUUACUAAACCAGCCUUCUCUCCCUUCCACAACAGCUGUAACCAGUUUGUUGCUUGAGAGGUGUGGCCUGUUUCUCCCCAUCUGUUUCCCAUCACCCUUGACCAGUGUGGGAGGAAGGAGAUAAGGAAUGGCUCUUCCUUCCCCAUAGUCCCAAUAGUUUCCUGAAAACUUCUGCCCUACCCCUAGCCUUUGCUGAAUGGAUCCCCAGGCGGAUAGGCUCCAGCUGCCACCUACCUUGGAGCCACACCAUGAGGGCUCUGCCCAUGCAGCAGUCAGGCGGUGAGCUGAUACAGGCACUGGGCCUUCCUGGUAAAUAAUGCAUGGUGUGUGGAUGUUCCAGCUGAACCCAACCUGACCUCCUCAUCGGCUCGUUACUCCCAUCCUUGCUGUAAAUGUGCCACAUGAAUAAAGUUUGGGGGAAAGGAA